AUGGCUGGUCUUGUGGACACGCGCCUGCUGGGACGACCGAACAAGUACUCAGGCAACCGCGACGAGUUCCCGACCUUCAGAUACCAGCUGAUCAGCUACUUGGGUGCCAUCGACCCGAGAUUGGCACAAGCAGUCGCGACAGCAGCUACCCACGGCAAUGUCAUUACGCUUUCAGAGAUGGGCGACGAUAACAAGCAGCUUGCAGCGACGAUGGGAUACAUUCUAUCACAAUUGCUUGGAGGCAGCGCGCUAACCUUGGCGAUGAACUGUGAGCCAGGUAACGGCCUGGAGCAGUGGCGACGUCUUUGUCUACGCGAGGAUGCGGCUACUGGCUCCAACAAGGUGACGCAGCUGCAGCUUCUUGUGAACACAGAGUUUUCAGGCAAGUGGGAGACCUACGUCGAGGAGCUCACGAAGUUUCUACUGGACAUCAACCGAUAUCAAGAGAAGUUUUCAGAUAUGAUCUCAGACACCCCUGUCCAAGCCUUGAUCAAGAAGAACACGCCCGAGCCGCUGAAGACCCAGGUGAUGAUGCAGACCUUCACGAAUCAACAGAUCCUACGGGAGACUUGCGAGGCCUUCGCUCAGCAGAUGAUGCAGCGCGACCCGAAGGCGACCAAGAAGAAGUUCGACCCGAACGCCAUGGACGUGGACGCUUUCGACAAGGGCGGCAAGGGCGAUUCCAAGGGCAAGGGCUUCGGCGGCAAGUCGGACCAGAAGGGCAGCGGCGGCAAGUCGAGCAGUCAAAGAAGUGCUUGGCAGAGUUCGGGCGGCAAAGGUGGCAAGGGCGACGGCAAGAACAAGAUGAAGAGCAAGAAGGGCGAGACGAAGCUCUUCGACGGAUGGUGUUCGAAUCCCCACUGCGGCAAGUGCGGGCACAAGAUCGCGGACUGCAGGAAGUACGGUGGCGGCGCUUAUCAGCCUGGAGGAGGUCAGCGAUCCGUUUCUGAGGCUAUGACGGAGAAGUGCAAGCUCACGGACGAGCCAGGUCAGUCUCUGCGAUCCAUUACUGGUGAGGGUAUUCGGACUUUGGAUAAGCGGACGUUGACGGGUGAGGUCUUCGAUUCGAACACGUCGAUCCCUGCAAAGCUAGACGUCACGCCAGCUGAAGUUCAUAGAGGUGCCCUUUCAGUUGCAGAGAUGAAUGAUGCAGGUUAUUCGGUACACUUUGAUCCUGACGGAGCCAAGAUGUUCAAAAGCAACAAGAAUGUGCAGCACGAGAUAGAUAAAGCGAUCGAGUCGACAGUGACUUUGCAGUUACGACGGAAGGUGAAUGCGUUUCUUCUUCCCAUGAGGUUCAAGGACCCGACAGGCUACGAGUCCAUCAUCGGCGAUGUCGAGGACCACUCUGAGAAGGACGACGCGCAGAUGAAGGAGGAGCCUUUCGAGACGCAGCCUGUGGAGGUGCAGGCUGACAGUGGAGCGGACAGAAGGACAGGCUACCUCAUGGGAGUUGUCGUGGAAGCUAAAGGCAAUCAGAGCUACGCUAUAGCGGCCAUCAGCGAGUACCUGGACGAGCUUGGCUACAUGAGCAUGGAAGUUCAGUUAGAUGGAGAACCAGCACUGGAGGCACUCAUGAAUGGAGUGGUUUCGGAGCGUAUCAAGAAGCUCGGCAAAGAGGCAGCUGGAGCUCAACUUCGAGUACGGCUAGUUCCAAAAGGAAGUCACGCUUCUCAAGGUGGAGUUGAAAGUGGAGUCAAGUCGGUUGUAGGUCUUGCGAGGACUGGGCGUUUGGCUCUGGAGAAGCGUUACAACAUGAAGUUCACUGAGGAUGUUCCUAUCAUACCUUGGAUGAUUCGGCAUCAUAUAUUCUGCCACAACAGGUACCAGCGGAGGAGGAGCAGCGGUCGCACAUCUUUCGAGGAGCUCAGGUUGGCGCCGUACACUUCACCCAUGCUGGAGUUCGGGGAAACAGUGAUCGGCAAGGAGCACACGGAGCUGCAGGACAAGCUGGGCACGGCCUGGUGCAAGGGACUGUGGCUCGGACGCAGUUCGAAGAGUGAUGCUCAUCUCAUCGGCACGGCGACGGGGGUAGUUCAGGCCAGGACAGUGAAGCAGCUGACGACGGAGGAGAGCUUCGACAUGGAGAUGCUCAAAGCCAUGCGUUGGACGCCUUGGAGGACCCCGGUUAAAGCUGGAGUCUACGAGGGCGAGAAUUGGCAGCCGACGGAGGGAUGCCCUGGGUGUGAGUAUGCAGCUAAAGGUCAGCACGGACGAGGACGGCCACCACACCACAGCAGGACAUGCCAGCAGCGUCGGGCCGAGUACGAGAAGUCAAUCGCCAGCAAGGGCGACGAGCAGCCGAAGGUGGUCGCGGUUCCCGUACCUGCGGCCAGCUCGGAGGCUAACAACGGCGAGCAGCAAGCACAGAUACCAGCAGGGCCAGAGCCAGCGCAAGGUCAAGAUCCAGUUGAAGCAGUUCGUCGGGAGGUGCAGAAGAUCGAGAAGAGGCUUCGUGGCAAGCAGGGAGUACCAGCUCCAGGGUCAUCCGCUAAGCGAGGAGCUGCUGACGCUGACCUCGGUGAAGGCGGCCCUGGAGGCCCACCUGGAAAUCGAGGCCUGGUGGGGGCCAUCGAGAGCUUGAGUGCUGGCGACCUCAAGAGGCUCGUGGCGGGCUUCAGCACGGAGGAGAUGAUGAGGCUCGUGGGCGAGGUCGGCAAGGAGCUGAAGGACGACAGCGAGUUCAGCAUCGCGAUGGGCUGGACCGAGGACGACGAGUGGGAGGCGAAGCAGUGCGAGCUAGAUCGGUUCGACAACUACGACGUGUGGGAGCUCACGUUGAGGGGCCCUCACGGGCCUAAGGCACUUACGUGGACUUGGGUUUUGGAGAUGAGGAGUGGUGAGCUCAAGGCGAGGCUUUGUGCGCGACCAUUCGGCAUGCAGGUCAACAAGAGCAAGGAUGAGCUGCGCUGCCCUACUCCACUUUCGUUCUCACUCAAGCUGCUCAUGGUCUACGCUAUCUUGGUGGACGCAGAGGUUCCGAAGGAGUACUGCCAUCUUCCCGAUAGUUCGGAUUGGGUUUUCAAGCUCAAUAAGACCGUCUACGGACUUAACGAGGCGAUGAUCGAUUUCGACGACCACUUUGAGAACAUCGCUACAGGACGGAGCGAUGAAUCUAAGAUGACUUUCAAGAGGUUUCUUUCUGACCCGUGUACGUUUGCAGACAAGGCUAAUCAAGUUGCUAUGUCCAAGCAUGUUGACGAUGGCACGCUGGUGGGACCCAGAGUUUCAGCCAGCAAAGCGUUGGAGGAGCUCGGCACACAUUUUCUACUCAAGGUUUCCGAGCUCACAGUUGGUGGUCCUGAGAUCAAGCACCUUGGGCGUGGCUGGCUCCGCACCCCCGAAGGUAUUCAAGUUCGCAUGUGGCCUGCUAUUGUCAAGAAGCUACUCGACUCUGAGCCCAAUGAUAAGAAGACGAGCCCAAUACCAGGAAUCAAGAACGAGAAGAAGGUCGAGAGCGAGGAGGAGUUGGAUUCCAAAGCGGCCACCAAGUUCAGGAGCGUCAACGGCCUCGACAUGUUCGCGUGCUUGGAGAGGCCCGAGUGUCAGUCCGCAGCGAAGGAGUGUUCGAGGGGGAUGUCACGACCGACGGUGCAGGACCAGACGAGGCUCACGCGCAUCAUCAGGUUCAUUCGAGCUCACCCAUCUUCGGUCACGUGCAUGUAUCCAGACAGCGGCGAGUUCAAGGUUAUCGGACGUGCAGACUCUAAAUGGGCAGAGGAUCCUAUCGGGAGGAAGUCUACAAGUUGUGGUCAGUUGUUUCUCAAUGGAGCUUUGAUCAUGCAGUUCGUCAAGACUCAGGGGGCUCCAGUACUCUCAUCACCCGAAGCUGAAUUUAACGCACUCGUACAUGUCGGGAUUGAGGCGAGAGGAGCACAGACUUAUCUCAAGGAGCUCUUGGACGAGACUGUACCAGUGACGCUGGAGAGUGACAACUCCAGCGCUCUCACGAACGUCGAGAAAAAGGGAGUUGGCAGGAUGAGGCACAUCGAGUUGAAGGAUCUGUGGAUCAAGGACCUAGUCGCGCGCAAGGCUGAGACGAAGGUCAGCACGAGCAAAGUUCACACCGACGAGAACACCGCAGAUCUUGGGACGAAACAUCUCUCGAGGGUCGAUUUCAUGAAGCACCUAACGGCGAUGAAGGUUUGGCUCACUGGGAAAGGUGAAGUUGGUGGAAUUUCGGGUUCGAGCAACGAGAAGAAGGCCCAGAUCGGUAAGCCUGCGCUGGAGCUGAUGGGAGCACUAACUCAAUGCUUGGUGGGUCUUGGUACGUUUCUUCAGUUUGGACGUGCGGACGCUACUGAGUUGGUGGAGAAGGAGUUUCAGCUAGUCGAGAUCAUGAGCCCGAAAUACAACGUGAGCCAUUUUGGCAGUCACGUAAUGAUCAUGAUGAUGUUCACCCUUUUGAGCGUUAUCUUGGCAAGUGCAGUCUUCAAAGUCAAGCAGCACAUCUUAAAGCCAGCACAGCGGGAUGCCUCAACUCAGUACAGCCUGAAGGACGCGAUGGAGAUCAGCAACACCGACAGAUUCGUCGGACAGCAUCUUCGGGCCACAUUCACAGCUAUGACGAUUGAUAGUGGACGUGAUCAUUUACGGUUUCGACGGGUGGAUCGGUCAUUCUCAACCUACACUAAAGCAAUGGUGGUCGAAACUUGCACGAUGACGGUCAUUAACGAGAUCAAGCAGGACAGAAUCUACAGCAUGAAUGGGUUUGUUGAGAGUUUGUAUCCACACGCGCUUGAUGUUGUUCGUCAAUGA
Messenger RNA from Prorocentrum cordatum, 4758 nucleotides. The record is from the annotation of a GenBank genome assembly. NCBI's taxonomy places the organism in Eukaryota, Dinophyceae, Prorocentrales, Prorocentraceae.